This is a messenger RNA of Mycena citricolor, 11165 nucleotides long. NCBI's taxonomy places the organism in Eukaryota, Fungi, Basidiomycota, Agaricomycetes, Agaricales, Mycenaceae. The record is from the annotation of a GenBank genome assembly.
CUGCCUACCACCGUCCACUUGUCCCUCAAUAGGAGGAUCAUGCGACGCGUUCCUGCUCGUGAAAGGCCAUGAAGAAGAUCCCUUAUGAAUCCGUCAAGGACUCUCAGCUUGUGUUCUCCACCAGCCCUCCCGCCUCUUCGCCCUCGGCCGUGACAAGCUCUGAUGCUCUACAAUUCUCGACCUACCUCACAUCGCCAAUCUACACUCUAUUAGAUUCGCUCAAGUCCGACACGAAUGUUUCUGUUUUGGACAGGACUGAAGCAUACAACGUCAUAUCUCAGAGGAUUCGAGCCCAUAUCCGAAGGAUAGUACACGCGGCACCGGAAGAGCUUCCACCCGCGCUGGCUGAGUUGCAAGAUGUCUCGACUGGACUCUCAGAUGUAAUGAAGAGGGAUUUGAGCCAAUUGUGCGAUGAUCCGUCGGUCCAUGUCAGAAGGGUACCGGAGGAUAUAUAUGCGUCCUCUAUUCACACAGACGUGGAGGUGGACGAGGAAGUUGCACGCAUUGCACGCGAUUUCACGCUGCUUGUAGAUUAUUCCCUUCGGCUCAUUGCCGAUAUAUUUGUGUUUCCGGCUCUGUAUUCUGUAUUUUCAAACGACAGCCUCAAUGCCCUCCUGAACGGACUUCUUGCCCUCGGUUCUGCGCGACGCAGCUUUUCAUCAUCAUCCUGCCGCCACUGGACAAUGGUCGUAUGGAUUCUGUCGAUCCAGAAUCUACCGACCGGUGUAAUAUCACCGGCCAAGCACCAGAUUGUGACUGUCUUGAAGCGCGCUUUAGAGGGAGAGAUAGGGACGGAGUCAGCCAUAUUGGAUGGCCUGAAGGCCUGCACCCGUCUCCUGAAGCAGCAUCCAGCCGUUUUCACGGCACCCCUGUCAUCUAUAUUUCCAUCCGUCUUGCAUUGUCUGAUAUCGGACUUAUGCGACGUUCGGCUCCAUGCGAAUCAUGCGCUUGGGGCAUUCGCUCUCGCUAGAAUCAAUGGGGCCAUUUCCAACGCAGAAAUAACUGGCUUUUCCUCGUUGCUUUCCGAAUUCAUCGAGAUCGGAAUGCUAAAAUCCGCUGGGGUUCCUGAUUCCGGGCGUAUUCUCAGCUUGAUCUCAGCCUCUUUGUCUGCUUCUGAGUGGACCCAUCCGGCCGAAGGCCCGUGUUGGGUUAUGCAGCUCAUCGCGAGCGUCAUCAUCCUCAUGGACGACGCGUACUUUUCCGACCCUCGUGCCCUCAAGUUGACGCUGCAAUCGCUGUAUGUGACCUUCCAGCACAAGGAGGAGUGGGUUUCUGCGCUCCAUCCCUGCGUCUGGCGGUGCAUCAUAUGGAUCUUCUCGCGCUUCAAGGCUGUGGGAAAGGACAAGGCAAGCGCACUGCGGACAGUCAAGCAAGAUCUGAGAGGCGGUUUGGGAUUAGCUCUGGUCCUGACUCUGCUCACCUCACAAGAGGCUUUCGGGGGCUUGGAUCCGAUAGCUGAAUCUCUGAUAGUCUUGAAGGAUCUCAUGUCGGACAGAAGUCGGCAUCUGCAGCUCGAUGGGAUCGGCCUUUUGACCCAGCUGCUGUGGCCAUCGGAUGCGUCAUCAACUGGAGGGUCCGUGGAGUUACUUGUCCCACAGCUCUUCGACGGUAGUCUUUUGCAGGCGUCCCAGUCGCAUGCCAAAAACGUCGUCGCUGCCCUGCCGCGAUUGGAGCUGAGCCAGCUACGUCGAUUGUCUGACGCAGAGAUCUUGCUGCAUUGGGAGAGCAUAGCAAAGCGUUGGACCCAUGCGAUGAACAUAUGCCUUGAUCCCAAACUUGCUCAACUCAAGUUACACCAGCCAUACCUUUCCCUGGAAGAGUACCGACGGGAUCUGCUACAUGGUUGGCAGUCUCUCUUGCUGGCGCCCUCCGACUCGACUGAGGAAUCACUCAAUCGCGGAACCGACGAAAUAUAUUUUAAGCGGUUCGCGGACGUGAUCUGCUCUUUCAUCGUCGCAACCGAAUUUACGGGUCUGCAGCUGCAGAGGCUGCAGACUGUCGACAAGAUGUGGCAGGCGAUGACCAAUACUUUCCAACGCGACAGGCUCUUGUCUUCAGGGCGAGUUGUAUUGGAGGCUGCGUUCCAGCUGCGGUGGGAUCCGUCUCCGUCCCAAGACGCCUGGGUCGUUCUGUGCUCGCGGUUGAUCCGUUUUGGCGUCCCGGAGAGAGUGGAAAUAAUGCAGGAGCAUUUUGCUACUGGCGGAAUUCCGCUGCAGAUUCAGAAGCAGCUCUGGACUGUAGCGGCGAGCUCGAUACAGGAUACCAGUCCUGCUUCUGAUACGAUUCAGCUUCUCCGCAUGUCAUUUGGUGCUUGGGAACCUGAUAUGGAUAUUUGGAAUGAUCUUCUCUCGGCUUCAUUCAUGCUUUCCGCACCGUUGAGCAAGACUGAGGUUGUCGAGCGGAUUUUGGUCAAGGAGCAUCGGCAUGCGGAGACGAUGAUCCCUCUGUUGACCUUAUUCUCUCACGUUGUGUUUUCCGAUCUCGACCAUCUACCAGAACAGAUCGUUCGAAUUCUACGUACGACUCUCAGAGAUCUGUAUCCCGACAUGGCAUUGCAUCCUACUUCUCUGUUGUUGGUGCAGAGGGUGAAGGACUUGUUUCUGGCUGUGCCUUUGGCGCUGGCAUUGCCGUUGCUUCUUGAGCUGGAGCCCAGCAUCUGCACGUGGCUGGAAGACGAGGAACAUCUGUUGACGGAAGACAUCCGGAUUGAUGUUGCUGAGUGUCUUUUCGCUGCCCCUUUGUCGAGGCUGCAUCAUAUGGAGCCAUCGACAGAUCAUCUCGUUACGCUCUCACGGUUUCUUUCCACCCUAGCAGAUGCCGAUGCAUUCGAGGUGUUUUGGCGCAAGACGUACGACAAGCGAAGAGACUUGUUCCAUUUGGUUCCAGAAACCAUCCAGACUUGUCUCAAGGCGUACAGGGACGUGUUUGCCGGGAGUCUGGCCGGGAGUGUGACGGAUUCGCAGAUGGACAGCCUUCGUACGCCACAAUCUCAGCUCACGGCUAGCUCGUUGGAUUACGGCCCAGAUGAAGGCAAGGGGGUUUCUGAAGAGACUUUGCAUCGACCACAGUGUGUCGUGGAUCGCAAGGACCGCUCGAUGGCUCUGUCUAUUAUGCGCACGGGGUCGAGCACGCCUCGGCCCUCCACUGCACUGGAUCACUUACAAGAGUACUCAAGCUGGAGCGAGAUGAACCAGAACUCACCCCACAUACAAUCCGGCCGAGGAUACCCGACAAGCUGGGCAGACAGCUCAAUGGACAUCGUGGAGAGCAGCGUCCUCGCUGAGCGGCCAUCGCCGAAGCACGACCUGGAGCAACGUGAACUUCCAUCAGCGAAACGGCGCAAGACCAGAUCUGGUCCCAGCGGAUCGCACACGUUCUCUGUUUCGGCUUCGGAGCGGUCGGGAGGAGGGGAUCGCGAGGGGCCUGAUGCGUCUCUGCGCACGCCGCCUUCCAAACGCUCCCGGUUUGAGCAGCAGCAGAUGUCAAACUCACUGCCCACGCCAUCACCGUCGCUCCGAUCCAGAGUCGCGGCGUCGUCGGACCUGGAUGAGGAGCAGGAGGAGGAGGAUUACAAGAGUUGGGAGAACGGCCGCGUCGCUGCUGAAGAGGUGGAACAGGUCGACGAAUUAAAUCUGGAGAUACCAGAGACAAGCCAACCGGACGUGAACGCCGACAGAUCUGUUCUGCGACGAGCGCAGACUGUGCAGCAACUUCUCCCACAAUCUCCAGCUCCUCUACAACAAGCCACGACGUCUGCGCGUUUGCUUGCUCUGCAGCAGGCCUAUGCAGUCGUCGAGGAAGAUACGUCCCAGCCUCAGCUGGAUGUUCUCUUGCAGGCGUCGCAUCUCCUGCAUCAGAUUGGAGCCAAGCUGAACGAGCAGAUCGGACGAAGGGCCCGGCAGACCUGAAAGCCUGCUGUCAUGUAUUCCUAUGUAUCAACCUGCUGCGAAUGUAAUGUAUCUUUAGCCGCGUGUCCAAUACGACACGCUCAUGCUGCUGCUCGUGUUACAUUUUAUAAGUAUAGUACAUCGAUACCACAAUUAAUAAUCCAAAAUGUGUACCAUCUUUUUAUUCAUAGAUGGUACACCCGUAAUCAGCACAUCCCUCGCGAGUGAAUGUCACGAUAUGGUCUGAGCAACCGUCAGCGUCGUAAAUGAUGGCGAGAGAAGAAGAGGACACGGACCACCCAGGGUUCGCGACGAGAAGCCGACCUCGCAAUAGCAGCUGGAGCGGAUGGAUUAGAGACACAGGGCGACGCGAGAGACGAAGACUCCUACUAGUAAUCUGCGGGGACCUACGUAAGCAAAGCAGCUCUAACCGCAGGAACAGGGCCCACUCACAUAUCCACUUGCGCUUGAACACCUCAAUCUCCUCUUUGCCCCGGGGUCCGUUCAUCACCGUCGGGUAUUCCCGCUUGAGCGCAGGCACGAUUACGCUGUCGAACCGGUGCAGGAACCGGCGCCGCCAUUCUCGCAGCGUCCUCGCAUAGUGCGGACCGAUAUUCGAGACAUUGUCCACUGUCAGCCGCCCACCAGAUCCCUCUUGCAUCGUUUGGAGCAGGAACGUCAAUGUAGGUAAGAACCCGCCCGGGAAAACUGGUCCCCGGAAUCAGAUGCCGGAUACAGAGAGAGACAAGAAACACUCACUCCACUUGCGGAUAAAGUCAAUCUCCUGCAUGUAGCGCUCAAAACGUGCCUCGGGUAUCGUGAUAACCUGGACACAGCCCACUGCGUCGACGGGCUUCAAAGCCCAGUCCAGUGUCUUCCAGUACCCGGCCAGGAACUCGGAUCCGACGGCCUCGAUCAUCUCGAUGCUCACCACACGGUCGAACGCGCCCUGCCAAUCUGCCGGCAUAUUUCGGUAGUCCAUCAGGUGCACGGUGAUGCGAUCCGAGAGACCCGCCGCCGCAAUUCGCUCCUGAGCGAGUUGCUGCUGCUGCACAGACAAAGUGAGGGUGUCAAUCGCGGCGCCUUCGACAGUCUGCGCGGUGAGGAUGGCCAUGGAGCCCCACCCCGAGCCAAUUUCCAGCACCCGGUUUCCGGGCUGGAUCUUCGCUUUCUUGAUGACAUGGCGGAGUUUGCGUAUUUGCGCAUCGUAGAGCUCGUCCACGUCCGAAUCGACGGUGGGAUCAACCGGGUUGCUCGCCGCGCGCUUGCCCAGCCUGUGCAGCUCCUGUCCGCCGCUCCAGCCACUCCGCUCAACUCCAUCUUUCAUAUCCCCAUCCAAGUCCUCGAAGAUCGCACACGAGUCUGGGCUCCACUCAAUACAAACACAGAAGGGGGUUUCCGUCUACGCACAGGUCAUGUCGUGUGACAGGAAACCGGAAAACAUGUCGUUCGAGAUAUCGUAAUGUGCUGCAAAACAUAAGCUGAGUCUCGACGCGAAUAAGAACCGGUAAUGACCUGAGAUAUUUGACCGGGAAUUCCCUAUCGUGUUCAGGAAUCGGUACGAGGUCAGUUUCUGGGGUAGUGUGAACAGGUACGACGCUCUCGAAUCGAGGUUGGACAAGUUUUGGCGGUUGGCCAGGAAGAUCUGUAUGAAAGCAGAUGAGUUGGUGCGGCCGAGCUCAUCCAAGAAGCGGACUGACACUGAACAGCGAAACAAGGUCGUCACAGUCCACUUCCCCGUACAUGUACGCCUCUGCGAACCCCAGAUCGCCCAUAAGCGCCAACCGUAUCCACAACGAGUCACUCGUCACCCGAAGCUCAGCUUUAGGACUGGAGUCGUCGUCGGAUCCAUCGGCGGCCACGGUCGGGAACGAAUAGAUAUGGGAAUAAGUUAACACGCGCAGCUGCCCGUGGGUGAUCUUUUGCAUGAGCCUAGUCCAUCGAGAGUCAAUUCUCCUCGAACCACACGCGAGGGACCGCGACGCACGCAACGACCGCCGCCUCGGACAGUUUUGCCACAGGGCGCCAUCCGGUCCUGAAGGCAGUCUCAGACAGCUUGUUCCACGCGGUGUCAAAGAGCCCGGAGAGCGAAAAUGCGUGCUUCGAGGGCGUGUCCAGCAGUUGUUGAGACAUGGCUAAGUCGCGCGAUGGGGGUAAAGGGGCAGAGUGUGAUGCGGGGGGCGCGAGGACUCAACCAAGGAUCCUGGCAAAUAAAUAUGAGCUGGUUUAGCGAUGGCGACAGAAGCCGAUCGGGCCUGGCAUCGGGGCGACCAACAAACUGGCUUGAUCAUCGAUCAGGGAUGACGUACUGCACAACUGGCGAAUCUCGAUGCACACGAUCGCACCCCGGCGUGUUCCGAUAAUAUCCGGACGUCAGCACUGUGCAAAAAGACUUCAUUUGGGAUACGUGCAGUUGCAAGCUCUUGGACCCUGCCCCGAGACAUAGAGUCUCUGCUAAGAAUCUUUGGUGGGUCCUCAGAAGCAGCGAACCUGAUUCGCUGUGCUCGGAAUCAGAAGUCCUCGGAGUGCGGGGAAGCAAGGCGGCCUAGACCGCAUUCUCUUAGACACUCAAUCCGCAUUCGUAUAACAAAUCGCCAACCUCGAAUUCGUUAUCUUGGUACGCACCACAUUCUGCCGACGACAGAUGGGCUCAGUAUCUUUGUCAAUUCUUCGCACAGACACAACAAACGAGAUUUGAUGCAAAUGCUACAGUAAUAAAUUGAAUUUCAAGUUAAUUUUCCAGCAGACACAGAUCUCUGCAGACGUCGGGAGAUCAUGCUCUUGACUGGACUCGAGAAAACACUCGAAUCGUCGCUGCUUGGUGGGUCGUCAUGUCUCAGCUUCGUCCGAAGCGCUGGCGAGAUAACAUGGUGGGGUGUGACCUGCCCAAAGAAGGCAUCAUCAUCAGACGACGAGGGUUUGGGAGCAUCUAAAAAAUCCGAUGUCAGAACAUGCGAAAAAGCUGUCACCACGAAUAGACACUGACCGCUGAACAGAUCGUCGCGUCGUCGCUUGAGGGUGCGUGACACUGGCGCGGUUUCCCGCGCUACAAUCUCGCCGUAGACGUCUUGCAUUUUUGAGACCUCGACUCCAUCGAACGACAACCGUUUCUGCUUUUUGCUAGCUGCCGGACUACCCGACAACUGGAUCAGGCUCAGCUCAACAGCUCGCUCGUCCUCGAGCUCGUCAGAGGCGCGAGCCCGCUUCUUCGAUGGGGAGACAGGCUUGCCAAUCACCGCGGCUAUCCGAUCCAUGACAGAAGCGACCAAUACCCGCGGAGACUCGUUCUCCUUGUUGUCCAGCUUCCUGCGUUUGCUCGGUGAUCCCGCAUCCGUGACGCGCUUGGGUGUACUAGGCGUGCUCGGAGGCUGAUACGCAAAGAUGGGGGAUUCUGGAGUUGAGGGGCAAGGGGAAGACGUUUGUUUGUGGGGACGAGACGGAGUACAAGGCUGAGAUCGCGAUGUCACAGGUGUGCUGGGCACAGUCACGGGAAGGCCAUCCUCGUCGUCAGGCUCAACCGACACAGAUCGGAAACGGGCGACGCGAAGCUUGAAGGGACUCCCGGCCGGUACCUUGGUGAAAGCACUAGUAACAGCGAUCUUCGGACCCGACGAUGCGCUCUCGAAUGCAGGCGACAACUUCAGCUGGCUCCAGGGUUCUAUCGCCGGUUGAGUGAAAUUGUCCAGACAAGUCUGAAUCUCAGUUGGCCAGCCAUUCUUGGGCGCAGCCAUUUGAGCGUAGUUGGCGGACCAGAAUUCUGCAAAUGCGUUUCGCAUGGGGGCGGGAGUCCCUUCAGGUCGCAUGAACACUGCCACCAGGAUAGACUCAACCGAUUUCAGCGUCGAAAGCUCGCUUGGAAGUUCGGCGAUCUUCACUAGCAGGUUCUCAUACAAUGUGACGAGCUGGAGCGUCGUUAGCGUCCUCGCGAUGGGGUAAGAAAGGCUGCACGCACGUCAUAACCGUACUCGUCAUCACUCAAGGCCCUAUGCUCGUCGACCAGCCAAACAGACAAGCCUUCUGCAAGUACUCCGAGAAGCGCGACCAAGUGCUCCACAUCGCAUUGGUCAAUCGCCUUUCCGACGGAGCGCAGAGUCCACAGCGACUGCAGCUUGUUCCGCGGCUCGGGGGGAUAGCUCGACCGAAGCGUGUCGUUGACAAAUUCAAACAGUGUAUCGGGCACUUGGAUUGCCGCGUCGAGCUUCAGAUGGGAUAACAGAAUGUCCGCGAUUCGAGAAGCGGUAGUUGAUAUAGGGAUGUGUUCUUUGAUGAUGCUCCUGGAGAGCUGCUCCAACACGUCGUUCGUAUCCAGCCCUUGGUCCAGCGCCUGACUCAGCACAAGUCCAAGAUACACCUCCCAAAGCUGACAGUCUUGGUUCUCAAAGUCCCAAGUCUUCUCCGGCCUAUAGUAGAAUUAGCCUAUGCACCCUGAAUCACUGCGUUUGACUUACAUGAACGGCAUCGAGAUCAGAGUGCCUGUCACCUCCAAAUCGAAUGCAGCUGAGCCCUCGUCCAUCCAACGCUUCACAAGGCACGUCCAGACAAGCUGUCGCACACUCGGUGCCCAUUUCCAUUUCCGGUAAUUCCAGAAAGCCUCCAAAUCCUCCGACGAACACAAAACAAGGACAUCCGCGCAAAAUGUGGCCCAUAUCCUGCGCGAAGCGACGCUCGAGUCUGUGAACUCGUCCUCUCCUUGCAUGAGACACAUGAUCAUGCUGCCGCCGGCAGAAACCAACUGGUCGUGUGUGAUGAACUUGCGUAAACAGUUCCAUAACUCGCGUCCGAUCUUGAGCUUGAGCGUUGCAUUAGACAAUUCGUUCUUGCCGUCAGGGACGUUAGCGAUGGAGCGACUCGGCUUGAGCGUAACAUCGAUAUUGCUGUCGAACAGGAGGUCGUCGACGAUGAUGCUGACGGCACGGUUGGCGAACUCAGUCAAUUCGUCUUCGUCACCAUCUGCUACACAAAUCAAUUGUCUGAGAUAGACACAGAGAAGGGCAUCAACGCACCUUGCAAAGCAAGCACAUUCGGCUGGAUGACGUUUUCCCAGAUGGACAAAAUCUUUUCCUGAUCUCCAGUCAGUUGUGAACGCAAACACAAGAAUGAUACAGACCGGACACCCAUCGCUAUCCCGCAAGCUGAUACACUCGAUACACUCCUUCCACAACCGGAUGACGGCGUCGAAGACCACAGGAUCGAUGAUCUCCUCGCGCGACAAUGGGCGGACAUCAUCGAGAUCAGGGCACUGCCCGUUGACAGCUCGGACCGGGCCUUCCAAAGCGUUGAAAUCAGCCGUCAACAAGCCUGGUGAAGCGGAGAAAAGCCCCCGUGGGAGCAUUCUGUUCCACCGCCAAUGGCUGGGCGCCGGUUCGAAGCAAACCAUGCGCUCCAGAGUGUCGAUCGCCGCCUCGAGCGAUUCGCCACCCUUGCCCGUCAUCGCCCGGAAGAUGGUUGUGAUUCUCUCAAACAUGUCAUCUGCGGUGCUAUCGGUGUCUUCCAAUAGUGCCGCGAUGGUCGACACCCCCGUCCCCAUCUCCACAACAGUCGAGAUGGUGUCCUUCCAGAACGACUCCCGACUCGAUUCGAUGUCUGUCGCUGGCUCUGGAUUUUCGCCGUCGCCAUCAAUUUCCGAUUCGCCAUCGCCAUCGGUUGGCAGAACAGGCUGACAAUAAGCCCACAUGGCAACUCGCCAGACUGCAGAAGUCAAAGCUCGGAUCGUGCUCUUCUGAUGUUUCAGACCCAGGUUUAAAAAACUCUUGAAGUUCUUCCGAGCGCGAUCAUUCGUGUAGAUGGCCGAGUUGGCGAGCACAAUGAGAGCCGCAAGAACGCUCAAGCCCCAGACAGGACCUUGGGCCACCUGUUGUACUUCCGUCGCUUGCAGUGUCGUACGGAUAGUGCGGGAAAGUGCCGAUGUAGUUUCCGGAGAUGCUUGUUUCAUGGGCGAUUUACGCGGAGUCGAAGGCGAAGCAGUGAGAAGAUGAGUGAUGGUGAUGGCAGAGACGCGAGUGUGCAGGCUGGACGACGGAAGUGUCGACAAUCCUCGUGCGAAGCCCCCUAGUGCAUGGCAUGCCUGGGUUCGGAUAACCAGCGUCGGAGCAAGCAGAUUGGCAAGAACAGAAGGCAGCAAUGCUUCGAAUUUGGGGACAAAAACUGCAGGCUGAAUCACGGAAAGAUCGUGGAUCGCCUGAUAUUGUCAUUGAGCUUGCUUCGACACGGCAACUCAAAGCAUAGACUCACCUUGAGGCCGUCGCUCGCUGAACCUUUCUUGCCUUCCUUCCCCAGCUCUCCUUCGAUAGCACGCCGAAGAGCGAAAACGAUACGAUCUGCGCCAGAUUCCAAGACACAGAUGGGAAGACGCUGAGCUUGAAGGAGCCAAAUGGCCAGAGCGUAAGUCUUCCGAGCGUUGGGUGUCGGCAGCUCGUCGGCGAGAGGGAUAGCCAGGACCGCAGUCAUGAUAGAACGCAGUUGACACACGUUGAAUACAUUAUAUGCAGCAGGCAGAGUGAAGAGUGUAGUCAAAAGCUUCAUGACCGAGUGGCAUACAGUGCACAAAUCUCGCCCAUAUUUUGCUUUCUUAGCCGUUGUUCCGCGUCUCUUCUUUGUCGGACUUCUCUUCGGUGAGGGAAGAAGAGACUGAAUGUCCCGUUCCUCUCUAUUCUCCUGUCUCAAAGACUCUUCCUCCUCUACGUCCUCUGCAGUCUGCGGCAUGCUCUGUGGAUCGACGAGGCACCGGGCGAGAUCCCGAAUGAUGGAUUUUUCGAGCAUGACCCUGUUCUGGCGUAGUGGGGCAAGAAUCGGCCAUGGCGCGUCGCGGUCAGCAGUCAGAGUGACGUGAGCCUUGACGCGCGCAGUGAGGACGGAAUACGCGCGAAUCAGGUGCUCAAUGGAUGCAGAAGGGUCAAUGAUGGUAUUGACAGGCGAUGAGAGGUAAUUGGAGUCGGACGCGGGUUGUGAGGGUUCAGGCGUUGUCUCGCGCUGGAAAGUGUCGAAGAGGGGCAAAGCCGACUGGGGGCACUUCUUCAAAAUCGACUUGCUUGGAAGCCUCCUUAACUCUCUCUUGGUUGGAGUGGUUGGUAUGCUGUUGUUGAUAGUCCGAACCUGGUCUUGCGAGGACCAGUAGACGUGAAAACGUCCAAGAGUAGCUACGCGAUUCUCCUUCUCUCGAUGGGCAGUGUGCGGGGGUGUGAGAAGACUUGGGGUCGGUGACAGAGACAUUUUGCAGACCAAAGAGCGAGUUGAGGAUGAUGAAAGGUAGCACUGAGAGGCAAGGGUGGAGGGAAGGCA